CGAUUAAGCUUAAUUCUACACGGGGGUCCCCUUCACACUCUCCUUGUUAGUAUCGCCCCCCCAACCCCGUCUCUUCGAACAAUACCACAACCGUAGCUAACAAUAUUCAUUGACGAUCUCCACGAUGACCCUUCUUUUCUCUCUCAUUCGUUAGCAACCCUCUAUUUCCUUUCCUUCAUUCGCUCCCUUUUUUCGGAUUUCCCCAUUUAUCUUCCAAUCCGUAUCCACGCACGCUUCUGCAACUUCUCUUAUUUUCAGGCUUCAGAAGUGGAGGUUUGGGUGAUCUGAUUUAAGAAUCCUGGUGUGGAAUCACCGCAAGUUGCCACUGGAUACGGAGGAUGGCUUCUGCAUCUCACUGUGCAGUAGCAUUCGCUGGAACUUCAGCUUCUGAUCUUCUCCGAAGUUCGGCUAAUGGUGUUAGUGGUGUCCCUUUGAGAACUUUAGGAAGGGCCCGAUUAGGUCUGAAAAGAAGGGAGUUUACAGUUGCCGCCAAGCUUAGGAAGGUGAAGAAGCAUGAAUAUCCCUGGACUAAGGACCCUGACCCCAAUGUGAAAGGUGGAGUGCUAAGUCAUCUCUCGUAUUUCAAGCCGCUGAAAGAGAAACAAAAGCCAGUCACUUUGGAUUUUGAGAAGCCGCUUGUUGGCCUGGAAAAGAAGAUUAUUGAUGUGCGCAAGAUGGCAUCUGAAACUGGUCUGGACUUCAGCGAUCAGAUUAUCUCAUUAGAGACCAAAUAUCAGCAGGCUUUAAAGGAUUUAUAUACACAUCUGACUCCUAUACAGCGUGUCAGCAUCGCACGGCAUCCUAACAGGCCUACUUUCCUUGAUCAUGUUUUUAACAUGACUGAAAAGUUUGUGGAACUCCAUGGUGAUCGGGCAGGUUAUGAUGACCCAGCUAUUGUUACUGGUAUAGGGACCAUAGAUGGUAGAAGAUAUAUGUUCAUGGGUCACCAGAAGGGUCGAAAUACUAAAGAAAACAUACAGCGUAACUUCGGGAUGCCAACUCCUCAUGGUUACAGGAAGGCUCUCCGCAUGAUGCGUUAUGCAGAUCAUCAUGGGUUCCCCAUAAUCACUUUCAUUGAUACACCUGGGGCAUAUGCUGACCUUAAAUCAGAGGAACUAGGCCAAGGUGAAGCCAUUGCCCACAAUUUGAGGACCAUGUUUGGUCUGAAGGUGCCAAUUGUGUCUAUAGUUAUUGGAGAGGGAGGUUCUGGUGGUGCGCUUGCCAUUGGCUGUGCCAAUAAAUUACUAAUGCUUGAAAAUGCAGUUUUCUAUGUGGCCAGUCCAGAGGCAUGUGCAGCAAUUUUGUGGAAGAGUGCUAAAGCUUCUCCAAAGGCUGCUGAAAGGCUCAGGAUUACAGCGCCUGAGUUGUGCAAAUUGCAAGUUGCAGAUGGUAUUAUUCCGGAACCACUUGGUGGUGCACAUGCAGAUCCAUCUUGGGUGUCACAGCAGAUAAAAGUUGCAAUCAAUGAAGCCAUGGAUGAACUUACUCAGAUGAAAACCGAGGAUCUACUAAAACAUCGCAUGCUUAAGUUCCGGGAAAUUGGUACAUUCCAUGAAGGAAUUCCUGUUGAUCCUCAGAGGAAGACCAACAUGAAGAGGAAGGAGACACCUGUUGCUAAGAAGAUUCCAGAUGCUGAAUUAGAGGGUGAUGUUGAGAAACUGAAGCAGCAAAUUUUGAAAGCCCAGGAAUCCUCCGCCAAGCUUCCAGAAUUAGAUCUGGAUGAGAUAAUCCAGAAGCUGAAAAAGGAGGUUGAUCGAGAGUACUCUGAGGCAGUGAAAGCCAUGGGCUUGACAGACAAGUUGGCAAAGCUACGGGAGGAAGUUUCAAAAGCAAAUUCGGAGGACCGACUUAUUCAUCCAGUGGUGAAGGAUAAGAUUGAAAAGCUACAGGAGGAGUUCAACCGGGGUCUGUCAGAAGCUCCCAAUUAUGGAAAGCUGAAGGAAAUGCUUGACACUUUAAAAGAAUUUUCUAAAGCAAAGGUUUGGUCAGAUAGGAAUAAGAAGGCUGCCAUGUUAAAGGAAGAAUUCAAGGCAAAAUUCGAAGAAGUGAUUAAUAGCCCUAGUAUAAAGGAAAAAUAUGAGUUAGUGAAGGCAGAAAUUGAAGGUUCUGGUGUAUCCUCACCAAGUGAUUUUGAUGUUGAAUUGAAGAAGAAAGUCAUAGAGUUUAAGAAAGAGGUAGUGCUGAAGCUAAUUAAUGCCCUGAAGUCAAAGGGAUUAGAAGUUGAUGUUGUAAAAGCAAAGACACGAAGCAGCAUUGAAGAGUCCUCAGUGGCAGAGUUUGAAUCAGAUAUAGAAGAAUUGAACAAUGAUAUCAACAAGGGAAUUGAAAUUGCCCUAAACUCAUCAGACCUCAAGAGCAAGAUAGAGUUAUUGAAAAUAGAGGUUGCCAAGGCAGGACACUCGCCUGAUUUGGCAUCAAAAAAUAAAAUUGCUGCAUUGGAGCAACAAAUUAAGAAGAGCCUUGCAGAGGCCAUUGAUUCUUCAGGCUUAAAGGACAAGUAUGAGAAUCUGACGUCUAAGAUUUCCAGGGAGGGUGAAUUUUCUGGAGAAUCAGAUAAAAGUUUAACAAGUGAAGAUCCAGGUGAAGGCGUUCUGACAAAUGAUCAGUUAAGAAGGGAGGUUGGGGCAAAUCGCACCUUUUCUUGAUUAGAAACUGCACGAUGGCUUCAUUUUUAGAGCUUCUCAUAUUGGGUUUGCCAUCCAGCAUCAUAGCCAUCUUUGUACAAUACGACUUUUGGGAUUCAAAGGGAUACCAGGGAGAUGCCAUUUGAAUUGUGACUGAUACCUCUGUCCAUCUCCCAAGUUCCAUAGAAGACCAGAUGUGGAAUAAAGUGAGAAUCAUUUUGUACCUUCGGCUCAGACUGCUCUGGUUUACUCUAUAAUGAUUUAAUUCAUCAGUUUCUUUUCCUUUCCUCUUUUUGGUUUUGUUCUAUGCGGUCGCAAUUUAUGUUAUCGUGAAUUCUUUUCCCUCUUAGACAUAGAUAUGGACACUGUAUAGAUUGAUUGAGUUUCAAGGAACUUAAUGACAUGACUUAUGGUAUUAUAUAAUGGCUUAUUUUGCAA
This is a messenger RNA of Prosopis cineraria, 3062 nucleotides long. RefSeq names its product acetyl-coenzyme A carboxylase carboxyl transferase subunit alpha, chloroplastic-like. The transcript is spliced from 12 exons. Lineage: Eukaryota; Viridiplantae; Streptophyta; Magnoliopsida; Fabales; Fabaceae. Gene Ontology annotation, biological process: fatty acid biosynthetic process. Bases 339 to 2645 code for a protein of 768 amino acids. The record is from RefSeq and is a predicted model, not a curated record. Gene Ontology annotation, molecular function: acetyl-CoA carboxylase activity; carboxyl- or carbamoyltransferase activity. Gene Ontology annotation, cellular component: acetyl-CoA carboxylase complex.